CGGGGCUGUCCUUUGUUCAUAUCUAGAUAGCCUGACCGCAAGGUGACUGGCCCGUGCAGAUAUGUCAGUUUCAACCCUCCUGUCGGGCUUUGCGCUGCUGUCAUUAAUCCUACACAGAGCUGUGGCACAAAGCGGUAUCAUAUGUGUUGACCCUGUGCCGCUGAUAUUAGAAAACGAGAGUCCACUCACCUUGACCUUCACUCGUAAACAAGGAACUUCCGGCACCAUUACAGCCACCUACACCAUAAGUUCUCUGUCAGCAACAACUGCCGACUAUGGAGGGAGCCCCACUGGUACAAUCACUAUGAACGAUGGGGAGACAACCGCGUCCCUUGACAUUCCUAUAACGGAUGAUUCGCUGAUGGAACCAACAGAACAGUUCCGCUUUAUACUGAGCGGGGCGAACGUUGGUCCCGACAGCAACGUGCUGAUCAGCAUCCAAGAUGAUGAUGUUUAUUCGCCAUGGUCUCAGUGGGUAGACGGAACGUGCACUACCACGUGUGAUCCAGGCACCAAGACCGACACAAGAGACAGGACAUGUGUGUCACCAUUCACAAACUUAUGCGUCCAGCCACUGACGGACACCCGAACCAAUCCAUGUAACCUCGGGGAUUGCACGGUUAUCACCGAAUGGACCACAUGGGCUGAUGAUGGUUCUUGCUCAGCGACAUGUGGGCCUGGGAUUCAGUCGCAAGUUCGUAACCGGACCUGUUCCGGUAUUUGCCCGGGCAAUUUUAUGGGAAUGGAGGCGAGAAAUAUCGACUGUAACGAAGGGCCAUGUCCAGUUAUCACCGAAUGGACCGCAUGGGCUGAUGAUGGUUCUUGCUCAGUGACAUGUGGGCUUGGGAUUCAGUCGCAAGUUCGUAACCGGACCUGUUCCGCUAAUUGUCCGGCCAAUUUUAUGGGAACGGAGACGAGAACUGUCGACUGCAACAAUGGUCCAUGUCCUGUUAUCACCGAAUGGACCGCAUGGGCUGAUGAUGGUUCUUGCUCAGUGACAUGUGGGCCUGGGAUUCAGUCGCAAGUUCGUAACCGGACCUGUUCCGCUAAUUGCCCGGCCAAUUUUAUGGGAAUGGAAACGAGAACUGUCGACUGCAACAAUGGUCCAUGUCCUGUUAUCACCGAAUGGACCGCAUGGGCUGAUGAUGGUUCUUGCUCAGUGACAUGUGGGCUUGGGAUUCAGUCGCAAGUUCGUAACCGGACCUGUUCCGCUAAUUGUCCGGCCAAUUUUAUGGGAACGGAGACGAGAACUGUCGACUGCAACAAUGGUCUAUGUCCCAAAACCAGCCAGUGGUGCAGCUGGACGACGUAUGGUGGCUGCUCUGUCCAUUGUGGAAAUGGUGUUAAGACGCAGGUCCGGUCACGCUACUGUUAUGCCAACUGCCCAGCCAAUUUUGUCAAAUACGAGAUGAGAAAAGUGAAUUGCACCAUGGCUCCAUGUUCCACUUCUGGGUGGUCGAAAUACAACAGAUGGACGGGUAGGGGAUGGCAUGGGAGGUUUGGCAGACAUCAUUCCUCAUGGACUAGAUGGACGGGAUCCGGCUCGAGUCCGUCUUCAGGUUCGGGGUGGUCUGGAUGGAGCAGCUGGUCAAACGGAGGAUUAUGCAUGUCUAACUGCAGACAGAUAUAUUUGCGGAGACGCAGUUGCCCGCGUGGACAUUGUUCGGGAGGAAGUCUGCAGCGAUUUUACAAAAGAUGCUUCACAAACUCUCACUGCCGUCGUUACAGAUAUUAUGGCUAGACGCAACUUUACCGAAGCAACAUUCUGACGUUAAGUCCGCUGAUGCGUUUCCGAUAUUUCUUUAUUCAAACUCUUAAAGUCAAUGCUUGUGUUGAUUUAACUGUUAAUAGAUCCAGAAGUCACGACGCACAGAUAAAAAUAUUUCACCGAUAAAAACUUUGAAAAUUUUAAUCUUUUAUUAUAUUUAAAAAUGAUUUUCUUUUCCCCAAACAAUUAUGCACUUGAAUAUUGUAUCCGACCAAGAAAUAAAAAAACGUUAUCAAAACGUUACAAGGCUGAAAACAUACGCUGAAACACCGCGGACGUAAGGUUCAAAACACAACUUUGAUUUCAGAAUCAGAUACAUCACUAUCGAAUAAUCAUUUCUUGGUGGAUUCAUUUUUAGCCGCUAUCAAACAUUGGUGUAUAUUUUUUUGCCCGGCAUUUUAUUUCUAAUAAACCUUCCUGUACUGCGCUGUUGUUGUGGUGGAUUUUUAAGGUUAAAUAUAUGGUUACUUAGAGUCUAUGUUUGCAUACUAGAAGUUAAUAAAGGCUCUAUCUUA
Haliotis rufescens (red abalone) is the source of this 2283-nucleotide messenger RNA. Its product is annotated as A disintegrin and metalloproteinase with thrombospondin motifs adt-2-like. The coding region runs from base 62 to 1741 and encodes 559 amino acids. The transcript has 12 exons. Lineage: Eukaryota; Metazoa; Mollusca; Gastropoda; Lepetellida; Haliotidae. Gene Ontology annotation, biological process: cell communication. The record is from RefSeq and is a predicted model, not a curated record. Gene Ontology annotation, cellular component: membrane.